UCUCUAUGCCCUUUCGCCGGAGCUCCGAUCAUCCUACGACGUAUUUUUGGUGCUGGUUUGCGGAGCUCAGGUCAUUUGACUCAUUUUCCGGUGCAGGGGAGGGAAUUGCUGUCGAGUUUCUUUUCUCGUGCCGGGAUUUAGAACACCGAUUGCUUCUCGGCAUAGGAGCGAAGAUUCACUCUUUUCUGGUCUGCGCGUUUCGUAGUUAGACUUGGUGAUAGACUGAUCACAAAAGUUCUUCUUGCUUUUCGACUGCUGGUGAUGAUGGUUGGAUUGAUGGGAACGGAGGAUUUGAACAUGGAGUUGCAGAAACUUGUUGUCGGAAUGAACCCUUUUGGGGAGUGGAAGGACCUUCCUGGGGAGCUUAUAUUGCGGAUUAUGUCUCUUGUUGAUGAUCGUACUGUUAUCAUAGCGUCUGGUGUCUGUACCGGGUGGAGGGAUGCUAUCUGCAUAGGCCUCAGCCGUAUUUCUUUAUCAUGGUGCAAGACCAAAAUGAACAACCUUGUGCUAUCUCUUGCACCUAAGUUCACUAAUCUGCAGACACUGAUCCUGCGUCAGAACAUGCCUCAACUGACUGAUGAGGCUGUGGAGGCAGUUGCUUAUCACUGUCGUGAUCUUCAGCACCUUGACCUCAGCAAGAGCUUGAAGCUCACAGAUCGUGCACUAUAUGCUGUGGCAAGUGGUUGCCCCGAUCUCCUUAAAUUUAACAUCAGUGGAUGUUCUGCCUUAGGUGACGACAACGCACUUGCAUUUCUGGCUGGCAAGUGCAGGAAAUUGAAGCAUCUGAAUCUUUGUGGGUGUGUAAGAGCUGCAUCUGACAAGGCCUUGCAGGCAAUUGCAAAUAAUUGCAAUCAGUUGCAGUCUCUGAAUCUAGGUUGGUGUGAAGAAGUUGGUGAUGUAGGAGUGACGAGCUUGGCCAGAGGCUGUCCAGAUCUCAGGGCAUUAGAUCUGUGCGGCUGCGUUCUCAUAACCGAUGAUAGCGUGAUUGCUCUUGCGAAUGGAUGCCAUCGUCUUCGAUCUCUUGGCUUAUAUUACUGUCAAAACAUCACGGACAGGGCUAUGUAUUGUCUAGCCAAUAGCCGCUAUGGUGGGAAGCAGGGACUGUGGGAAUCGGUGAUGAAGAACAACCAUGGGGAAGGGUUGAUGAACCUCAACAUUAGCCAAUGCACUGCUCUUACUCCUCCGGCCGUUCAGGCGGUGUGUGAUUCCUUCCCAGCCCUGCACACGUGCCCGGAGCAUCAUUCCCUCAUAAUUAGUGGCUGUCUCAGCCUUACUUCUGUGCAUUGUGCUUGUGCCCUUCAGGCCUGCAAGGCUGCUGGGAGGUCUGCUGCUGUUCUUAGGCAGCAGCUCCAGCAACAUCUUUGAAUGUGGUAGUCCAGUUUGUUCACAUGUUUCGCUGGUGGUUGUGCAUUUUCAAACGUUUAUAGUAGAGUAAAAGGUAAACAUAGGACAUCUUUUGUAUAUAAGGGUAACACAUAAUAAUAUUGGUUGUAUAUACAUAUAUGUAUACGUAUUCUCUGUCACGUGGAUGCCCAUUUGUAGUUUUGUACAGUCUUGUCUUUCUCGUGAUCUCUCUCUCUCACACAUUUGUACUGUUGCCUGUUACUAUUUGGGCGAAUUCUCAAA
This is a messenger RNA of Nymphaea colorata (pocket water lily), 1626 nucleotides long. Its product is annotated as F-box protein SKP2A-like. The record is from RefSeq and is a predicted model, not a curated record. The coding region runs from base 262 to 1365 and encodes 367 amino acids. The transcript has 5 exons. Gene Ontology annotation, molecular function: protein binding. Gene Ontology annotation, biological process: SCF-dependent proteasomal ubiquitin-dependent protein catabolic process. Gene Ontology annotation, cellular component: SCF ubiquitin ligase complex. NCBI's taxonomy places the organism in Eukaryota, Viridiplantae, Streptophyta, Magnoliopsida, Nymphaeales, Nymphaeaceae.